AUGUUGUCUUACUCAUCCUACAUGCUCACAGCAGUAGCUGCUUUGCUAGUGACUUGUGAUGCAUUGUGUAAAUGUCCAGGAGUUCCUGGGCUACGUGGUAUCCCAGGACUGCAUGGAAAAGAUGGAAGCCUGAUGAUACCUCCUGGAAGGGGUGGUCUUCCCUGGGCACAAGGUCUACCUGAUGCUUUGGACACUGAACUCAACCUUCUUUUACUUAACUUGAAACUUCGACUUUCCAGACUUAAAAGCGUGCUUGUCUUGAGUGGGAAAAUAAGAGAAGUAGGAGAGAAAAUACUUGCCAGCAAUGGGAAGGAAGUUGAUUUUGCGUCUGCACUAAAAUCCUGUGAAGAAGCUGGAGGAACUCUUGCAACUCCUACAAAUGAGGAGGAGAAUAAAGCUAUUUUGGGUAUUGUGAAACAAUAUAAUCGAUAUGCUUACUUGGGCAUUAAAGAGGGUGAGAAUUCAGGUCAAUUUAACUAUAUAAAUGGCACACCUCUGAAUUAUACCAAGUGGCACCAAAAUGAGCCUAAUGGCAAAGGGACAGAAAAAUGUGUAGAGAUGUACACUGAUGGGAGCUGGAGUAACAAAAAAUGCAACCUGUAUCGCCUCACAAUCUGUGAAUUCUAA
Molecule: messenger RNA, 627 nt
Organism: Pterocles gutturalis (yellow-throated sandgrouse)
Lineage: Eukaryota; Metazoa; Chordata; Aves; Pterocliformes; Pteroclidae
Product: pulmonary surfactant-associated protein A-like
Exons: 3
Coding region: 1-627 (208 amino acids)
Source: RefSeq, a predicted model, not a curated record